Molecule: messenger RNA, 978 nt
Organism: Malassezia sympodialis ATCC 42132
Lineage: Eukaryota; Fungi; Basidiomycota; Malasseziomycetes; Malasseziales; Malasseziaceae
Source: RefSeq, a predicted model, not a curated record
AUGAUGACGCCCAGCCCUUCGGCGGAUUUGGGUCGUAUCGUGUUGAAUGACCCCCGUCGGAGUGGCGAGGGCCGCCCCAUCAAGCUGAGCCCGCAUGCACGUUCAGGAAACGAGGCCUUCUCGACGUCAUUCGGUGCGGCGGGUGAGGCGCUGACGACGAGAGCGGCGUCAGAGGCCGACGUGAAGACGCGCAGGAGCCCAGACGCGCCAAUGAGCUAUACGAUGCCGACUGGAUCGGCCGGGUCUAUGGAGGCCGCUGCGAGAGAGUUUGGUAUGGGUCAGAACCACGCCCGGAACAGCUCCGAGGACUCGAUUCCCCCGAUGCUGCAUCCGUCUGGCUCGCCAUCUUCGACAGCCACCGACGAUGCGGACAUGAAGGAUUCUUCAGCAGGCUCGCAUGGCCAGCACCCGAUCAUCCACAAGUGCGAGAGCUGCGCCAAGGUCUACCGCCACCCCAGCUGUCUGAUCAAGCACCGCUGGGAGCAUACCAUGUACUGGAAGGAGGCAUCCAAGUUCCUGAUGAGCAAGCACCAGCAGGUGCAGCUCCUGGAGGCGGCCGCCAUCCUCGUCGGCAUGGACUCGAGCGCGCGUUCUCUGCCGGAAGAAAAGGCGCUGUGGCCGGCAGCAGUGAGUCCGCCGUCGUCGGGCUUGCUGGGCUGUGAGCACGUCAACUUUGAUACACUUAUGGCGAACAAGUCACGCCAUUCGUCUAUGACCCACGACUCGGCACGUAUGCCAUAUGGCACAUCGGCGCCCCCGGCGCAGGCGCUCCCUGAUAUGCAUCUGCGCGCCCCUAAAAUGGAGCCUCUCGCCAGCUCUCCCCACAUGCGUCCCCACUACUCACACCACGAAGCACAAGAUGUAUCCGAAGAUCAUGAAGAAACGAGCGAACUGGAUAUGGCGACUCGAGAAGACGGCUAUGGGCUCCAUUCGGGCGGCGACGUGAUGGCAGAUAUGGACAUGGACGCCGAUGAGUAA